CGCUAUAAAAACUGUAAACCAAGUAGUACUUUAUUUCACAAACUCACACUAAAAGGAACACAUCUCAGACAAGUGACAGCAUGAAGUAUCAAACAACAGUAGUAGAUCUAGAGGCAGGUAUGGAUGGUGUCUAUCAGAGAACCGUGGUACCCGUACCGGUCAAGUCUUCGCGAAGCUGGAUAUGGAAGACGUUGGGUGCGAUCGUUUUCGUCUGCCUCUGUGCCGUGGCUUCGGUCUUCAUCGCCUGGCAUUUCGUGGAGAAAGGAGAUAUUUCGAUCUUGUCUGAGAAACACAUCAGCACACCACCAUCAGAGCAUGAAGUCAUCCUACAGCAAAUUGCAGAGCGCACAAAGGCUGCCAUUCAUUUACAUGGUGAGCGGGGUGACAGUGCCAAACAAGAAAUAAAAUGGGUCACCGACGUAGAUCAGUCCUUCGAGCAGGGCGGCCUUAAGCUAACCAACAACGAGAUUCACAUCCCGGCUGAUGGCCUUUAUUUCGUGUACAGCCAGGUGUCCUACGCUGUAAAGUGUAGCCUGGAUGAAGAUGAUGAAAGCGUGAACCAGGAGUACCUGAGCCAUACUAUCAUGCGUUAUUCAGAUGCGAUGGGUCAAGAAAUGCCCCUUCAGAAUUCGGCUCACUCUAUAUGCAAAUCAGGAGAGGAUGGGAAGACCAUGUACAGACCGGUCUAUAUCGGCGCAGUGUUUAAGCUUUUGGAAGGUGAUAGGCUAUCAACCAGAACCACCAAUGUAGCUGACGUUGAGCAAGAUUAUGCUAAAACAUUCUUUGGAGUGUUUGCAUUGUGAGCUGAAUUAGUAUAUUAGUUGCAUGAUCUGUUUUAAAAACAGGCAACGGUACAAGACAUUUGUAUUUAAAUGUUGAACGCAUGUUCUCAGGGCAUUUGUUAUUAUUAUUAUUAUUAUUAUUAUAAGUAUCCUUAUUGCAUUUUCAUUUAAAGUUUUAGUUCUAAAACGCGAUAGAUGCAGUAAGUGCAUUGAGUACUAAGUACUUUAAACAGACACUACAUGAAGGUUAAAUGUUUAAUUUAAAAGUUUAAGCUAAUAUAUGUAUUAUCUUAUUUCGUUGUAGAAAUAGUGAAAGGAAUGUAAAUGUUCAUAGAACUAUGUUGUUGUAGUGUUUAGAUUUAUUUAUAUCGUUUAAGUGUAUUUAAUUUUUUCAUUGUCUUAUUUAACUAUUUAUUAAUAAAUGUUUAUACUGUGAUUUUUUAAAAAUGAAUGUAUUGUUUUUUAUCUGAAAGAGUUUUUGACACUCCUCUGUGUUGAAAUGCUGACAGUAAAGAUCCUCAAUAAACUAC
Misgurnus anguillicaudatus (oriental weatherfish) is the source of this 1312-nucleotide messenger RNA. RefSeq names its product tumor necrosis factor b (TNF superfamily, member 2) (gene tnfb). Gene Ontology annotation, biological process: immune response. Gene Ontology annotation, cellular component: membrane. Lineage: Eukaryota; Metazoa; Chordata; Actinopteri; Cypriniformes; Cobitidae. The record is from RefSeq and is a predicted model, not a curated record. Gene Ontology annotation, molecular function: tumor necrosis factor receptor binding.